AUGGAUACGAUCGACGAUAUGAUAGAACAACAGCAACAGCAACAAUCGCUCCUGGAGCCUUUGAACGAUGCGGUCGAGUCGCCGGUGUCCAGUACGCAACAUAGCAAUUCUCAUUCGCGCGGCGAUAUAAGUAACGCCAGUCAACAUGUUGGAUUGUUAACGCGCGUUGCCGAUUCCGGCGAACGAGCGCCCGAGGAGACUUUAACAGUGAUAGUACAACCGCAAGACGAUUCCAGGGAUUCCCAACUUCUCAGUCCCGAGAAGCUUACACCUAACGAUGAAACGACCAUCAUGGACGAUACGGCUGAUUUUCGUUCACUUCACGAGCCUACGUACCAAACGUUGACUUCGGUAAAUGGCCGAAUGUCACCGCCUGGUUUUAGUCCUGGUUCGUCUUAUGCAACUUUGACUCCUCUGCAGCCUCUGCCUCCGAUAUCGACAAUGUCAGAUAAGUUUGCUUAUGGCCAUGCAACAGGAGUUUUACAAAAUAAUGGUAUGGGUAUCGGUUUAGCACUUGGUUCAAGUUCUCCUUAUGCAUAUGACAAGUUACCAUCGAUGGGCAUGUCGCCGCCGCACGAUUAUUCUCCACCCGCCAAUACUCUUGGAGCAAUGGUUAUGUCGCAGCAACAUAGUCCACUAUCACCUCAUAGUGCUUAUAGUCAAAACGGACUUCAAUCUCCUCAAAAAAGUUUAUCGCCGUCGGGUUAUGAUUCUCCUUACGGCCAGAGACCCAUGCAACAGAGUCCUGUGUUGAGUCCACCUUCAUCUGGAUCGGUCAGAUCACCAGACGGUGGUAUGGGAGGAGGUUUUGGUUCGUUGUCAUCACUCAAUGGAUUAAAUCAACAUACAAACGCGCCGCCUGGAUUAGUGCAAAUAUCACACGUGAUUCGUGAACAAUCUUCUCCUUCGCCUCCGUUGCUGACAUUACAGACGCAAGGUAAAAAUAUUAAUAACGCAACACUUCUGCAAACGACGUCAGUAUCUGCGCCUUCAGACGGCGAAGAAAUCAACACGAAGGAAUUGGCACAGCGUAUCAGUGCAGAGCUAAAACGUUAUAGUAUACCACAAGCAAUAUUUGCACAGCGGGUUUUGUGUAGAUCUCAAGGAACGCUUUCGGAUUUACUGCGUAACCCGAAACCUUGGUCGAAGCUGAAAUCUGGUCGCGAGACGUUUCGAAGGAUGUACAAGUGGUUGCAGGAACCGGAGUUCCAGCGAAUGUCUGCGUUGAGGCUGGCGGCUGCGCAGAUUCCACAACGAGGUACAGGCAUCAAGAGGAAGGAGGAGCCUAUGAGCCAGCCGGAACACCUUCCUACACCGAAGAAGCCCCGUUUGGUUUUUACCGACCUCCAGCGGCGUACUCUACAGGCUAUUUUUAAGGAAACGAAGCGUCCUUCUAAAGAGAUGCAAGUGACGAUAGCUCGCCAAUUGGGCCUGGAGCCAACGACCGUUGGCAAUUUCUUCAUGAACGCACGUCGCAGGUCAAUGGACAAAUGGAAAGACGAGGACCCCAAGUCGGUGAUGGGCGAGAUGUCGCCCGGAGACAUGGGUCACGAUGGCGAUGGUAACGAUCACCUCCUGGAUGACGACGACGAUCAAGACUUGUCGCUCGAACAAGAUCACGAUCUCGAUCUGGACGACCAGGAUCCGGACAAUCUGUUGUGA
Molecule: messenger RNA, 1662 nt
Organism: Ctenocephalides felis (cat flea)
Lineage: Eukaryota; Metazoa; Arthropoda; Insecta; Siphonaptera; Pulicidae
Product: homeobox protein onecut-like
Biological process (GO): regulation of transcription by RNA polymerase II
Cellular component (GO): nucleus
Molecular function (GO): RNA polymerase II cis-regulatory region sequence-specific DNA binding; DNA-binding transcription factor activity, RNA polymerase II-specific
Source: RefSeq, a predicted model, not a curated record